Molecule: messenger RNA, 2818 nt
Organism: Tachysurus vachellii
Lineage: Eukaryota; Metazoa; Chordata; Actinopteri; Siluriformes; Bagridae
Gene: kirrel1b
Product: kirre like nephrin family adhesion molecule 1b
Exons: 15
Coding region: 120-2489 (789 amino acids)
Biological process (GO): cell-cell adhesion
Cellular component (GO): cell-cell junction
Molecular function (GO): cell adhesion molecule binding
Source: RefSeq, a predicted model, not a curated record
UUGUGUUGUCACUAAUUAAAUGAUCGCAGAUCGGAGAGUGUUAACCUGAGAGAGAUGAAUUGAGGGUUUUCUUUAGCAACGGUGGGACGGACGGGUUUCUACCGGCGCGCCUCACAGCCAUGGCAUGGUUAUGCAUCUUAACUUUGGCCGUCAGUGUUCACGUGAACAAAGUACUGGCUGGGCCACGCUUCUCUCAGGAGCCAGCAGAUCAGUCGGUGGUGUUGGGGGAGCGGGUUGUACUCUCCUGUGUGGUGUUUAACUACACAGGCAUCGUCCAGUGGACCAAAGAUGGACUCGCUCUUGGCAUUGGAGAAGACCUUAGGGCAUGGCCACGUUAUCGUGUAUUAAGAAUCAUUGACGUGGGUCAGUAUAACCUGGAGAUUUCGUCAGCUGAGCUGUCAGAUGAUUCUCUGUAUGAGUGUCAAGCCACUGAAGCGGCUCUACGAUCCAGAAGAGCCAAACUCACCGUCCUCAUUCCCCCAGAGGAUCCAGUAAUAGAAGGUGCUCCAGAGAUUUUGUUGACAGCAGGAAUCUCAUACAACCUGACAUGUGUGUCCCGAGGGGCCAAACCACUCUCCACCAUUGAGUGGUACAAGGAUGGGGUUAUAGUGGAAGGAGCUCAUACUAGCACUGAGGUUUUACCUGACAGGAAACGAGUAACCACACGCAGUUUCCUGCCUAUUCAGCCAGUAGACACAGACACUGGACACAACUUCACCUGUAUCGCCUCCAAUCUGGCUGUGCCACUGGGCAAACGAGCCAGCGUCACACUCAAUGUGCACCAUGCUCCAACAGUUUUAUUAUCGAUUGAGCCUCGUUCAGUUCUAGAGGGAGAAAGAGUAACAUUUACAUGCCAAGCUACAGCCAACCCACCUAUCAUGGGAUACAGGUGGGCUAAAGGUGGAGUAAUCCUGGAGGGAGCGAGGGAGAGCGUGUUCGUGACUACUGCAGAUCACUCAUUCUUCACUGAGCCUGUUUCAUGCCAGGUGUUCAACGCUGUGGGCAGCACCAACGUCAGCAUACUGGUGGAUGUACACUUUGGUCCAAUCCUGGUAGUGGAACCGAGGCCUGUAACGGUGGAUGUGGACUCUGAUGUUACACUGAACUGUAAAUGGGCAGGAAAUCCUCCUCUUACUCUCACCUGGACAAAAAAGGGCUCCAGCAUGGUUCUCAGUAAUAAUAAUCAGUUGUAUUUGAAGUCAGUAAGUCAGGCUGAUGCAGGACAGUAUGUGUGUAAAGCCAUUGUACCCAGGAUUGGGGUUGGGGAGACAGAGGUCACACUGACGGUCAAUGGUCCACCAAUUAUUUCAAGUGAACCAGUUCAGUAUGCUGUAAGAGGUGAGAAGGGCGAUAUCAAAUGCUACAUUGCGAGCACACCUCCUCCUGACAAAAUUGUAUGGGCCUGGAAAGAGAAUGUGUGGGAGAAAGACAGAGGCACUCUCUCUGAGAGAUACACAGUAGAGCAGAGCAAGCCAGCAUCAGAAGGGGGUGCUGUGCUCUCCACUCUCACCAUAAAUAAUGUGAUAGAGUCAGACUUUCAAUCUACAUACAACUGCACAGCCUGGAACUCAUUUGGACCUGGCACCAUGAUCAUUACACUGGCAGAGAGAGACAUUGUCCCUGUGGGUAUAAUAGCUGGUGGAAUAGUCGGUUCCUCCAUACUGCUGAUUCUGUUCUUGCUUGCCCUGGCCUUCUACUUCUACCGGCAACGAAAAGCCAGUCGUCGAGGGGUUGCACUGAAGCCUGAUAUCAAAGUCGAGACAGUAAACAAGGAGACCCCAAACCUAGAGGAAGAUACAGCAGUUGUCUCUACAGCAUCUCGCAUGUUUCUUCCCUCUGUCUCCCUCUCUCCCUCCACUCAGCCUUUCAAAGAGGAAACGGACCUGAAGCAUGAGACACGCAGUGAAACACUGGAGACCAAGGAAGAUUAUGAGCUGAAGGACCCAACAAACGGCUAUUACAAUGUGCGAGCAACGACCCAUGAUGAAGGGCGCUCCACGGCACGCUACCAGGAAUUCCGCCCACCAAAUCCAGCUUCAGUCUCUUCUGCAGCAAGCUCAGCACCCAAUAUUAAUCCUGCUCCCAUUGGCCGCUAUGAACCACGCCCACCAUCUCGGAUUACACACAACACGUACGCCCACUUCAGCACCAUUGCCAGGACCAAACAAAGUCAGGGUCCACCCAAAGCAGCACUUCAGACCACAGACUAUUCCAGAGAAUGUGGCCUCCUGGAAUCAACCAAUCAGCUCACUUAUGACACGUAUGGAUACCAAAACACUGCGCAAUAUGCUCAGUACAGGCUUGGCUUUGCUCCACCACUUGAGGAAGGACCAGCGUAUGAGAUGUUUCCAACAGGACAGGGGCCAAGUCAAGGUGUAGGGCCAGAUGCUGGACUGGGGAAGUAUGGGAGCUCAACACGUUUCUCCUAUUCUUCUCCACCUACAGAAUACUCUCAGAGACACACGCAGAGGAUGCAAACACAUGUAUGAGAGUGGAACAGGACACCCAUAUUGGACUUAAAAUUGUGGUUAAUCAAAAGUUAGAUUCACAGAUUAGUGUAGCUAUCUCACAGUCACACAUACACACACAGACGUGUGCACACACAUUGUAUUUUGUACUGUAAUGUCUUCAUUGUGUGCCAUCAAUACAGUGCCAAACCAAGAUUAAAUAUGAAAUGCAAAGAUAAAAUAUAGAAAGGUUAAAGGGAUACAUUCACUACUUCCUAUCCAUUUAUAUAUUCUCUCCUAUAUUAUCCCUUUAUCCUAUUUCACUCUUCCUGUCACCAUAUGUAAAUAUAUCUGAAAGAAACAUUAACAAA